UCAUAAAUGGCAAAAGCAGGGGAGCAACAAGUAGCCGUGAAGUUAGAGGUGGUCACAUUAACAUUUAACAAUGGUCUCCCUACGCUUCCCCUUCUUCUCAUCGUUCCCUCCGCCAAUCAAUCCCAAUUCCUCCGCCUCUUCCCGUCGUAUCUUAACGGCUGCCGGCGUAACCAUCGCCGCCUCCUGCGCCGGAAUUGCAGUGACGCACAAUUCUGAAAAACAUCCAUUUCUUCAAAAUACACUUGAUUUCAUUCUCACCCAUUUUCCUAACUCUCCUCCUUCUUCUUCUUCCCCUUUCUGGGCUUCUCUUUCUCUCUCCUCUGACAUUCAACCUCCACCUGUUACUGAAUCUAGAACUGGGUCUUCCUUCCCUUCUCUUCUUAAUGCUUCACAGAAAUUAUUGGGAAUUGGGCUCAGAAAGAAGAGUGUUUUUGGUCUCAAAAACAUUGAUGUUUAUGCUUUUGGUGUGUAUGCUGACGAGGACGACGUUAAGAAAAACCUGAAGGAGAAAUACGGGAAGUUUUCAGCUUCUGACUUGGAAGACAAUAAGGGUUUUAGUGAUGAUCUCCUAGAAAGUGAUGUAAAUUUGACUGUGAGACUACAAAUAGUCUAUUCUAGAUUAAGCGUUCGCUCUGUGCGGAGUGCUUUUGAAGACUCGGUUGGAAGCAGACUUCAAAAGUUUGGGGGGCUUGAUAACAAAGAAUUGCUUCACAGAUUUACUUCUCUGUUCAAAGAUGAAAUGAAAUUAUCAAAGGGUUCUGUUAUAGAACUCUCCAGGGAGCAUGGGCAUGUUCUUCGCACAAAAAUUGAUGGAGAAGAGAUAGGGAGCAUUCAGAGCAAACUUCUUUGUCAAUCAGUACUGGAUUUAUACAUCGGUGAAGAUCCAUUUGAUGAACAAGCUAAAAAGGAUGUAAUGCACAAGUUGGUGACUGUUUUUGAGAAGAAUUAACCCGUGGUACAAAGUUGUUUAUGUACUGCAUUAGAAGCACUGUAGAAGCCCUAAUAUAUAGUGCUCAACAUUAUGUACUUUGUUGUACACUUGUACUUGUAUCAUAGUGUAUAUUUCACCAUCAACAUCAACGAUGGAGCUCAUAAAAUAAAGAUCGUUGCUUUUUAUAA
Molecule: messenger RNA, 1119 nt
Organism: Beta vulgaris subsp. vulgaris (sugar beet)
Lineage: Eukaryota; Viridiplantae; Streptophyta; Magnoliopsida; Caryophyllales; Amaranthaceae
Product: fatty-acid-binding protein 1
Exons: 4
Coding region: 71-949 (292 amino acids)
Molecular function (GO): intramolecular lyase activity
Source: RefSeq, a predicted model, not a curated record